Messenger RNA from Strongylocentrotus purpuratus (purple sea urchin), 2832 nucleotides. It is a transcript of the gene fpgt-tnni3k, whose product is annotated as serine/threonine-protein kinase TNNI3K. Gene Ontology annotation, cellular component: cytoplasm; nucleus. Gene Ontology annotation, molecular function: protein binding; ATP binding; protein kinase activity. The record is from RefSeq and is a predicted model, not a curated record. Gene Ontology annotation, biological process: protein phosphorylation. The transcript has 25 exons. Bases 135 to 2657 code for a protein of 840 amino acids. NCBI's taxonomy places the organism in Eukaryota, Metazoa, Echinodermata, Echinoidea, Camarodonta, Strongylocentrotidae.
UUCUUCCAAUUAUAAUUAGUCUAUUGAGCCAUACCGUAGUAACUGAAUUUUGGCAAUUCGGGAGAACGUGAAAGAUGGACUCAUAAGUGCUUUGAAGUGACGGUAUCGGUUGGAGAUUUUUUUCCCAUGAUGCCAUGGGUGCUUACAAGUCACGACCCACUUCUUCCUGUGCAGAGGAAUGGCAUAAGAAGAUCAGUGAAAGCUAUGCCGUGCUGGAAACUCGAAUGAAAGAGGAUCUCGAUCCCAAAGACAUUGAGCAAUACACAGGGAUCCAGAAGGCAUGCUGUUCUGGUGAUACAGACAGGGUACUUGAGCUAGCUGAUGAGAGAUGUGUGGUCACUAAAACAGAGACUGGACUCACUCUUUUACAUCUCAGCUGUAUAUCAACAGGGUCGAAACCGUUUGUGAAGUUGUUAGUCCAUGCUGGAGCCAGGGUCAGUAGUCUGAGUAGGAAUGGCUUCUCACCAUUGCAUCUAGCUUGCUUUCAGGGUGAUGUAGACUUGGUGAAGGACUUACUGUUAGAGGAAGCAGACCCUACAGUGAUUGGUUACAGCUCAGUUACUGCCCUGCAUAUUGCAAGCUUGAAUGGAAAUGAAGAGAUUGUGGAACAUCUGAUUAAGUGUGGAGCAAACAUUCAUGCCAGAGACACAGUCAAGUUCACCCCGCUCCAUAUAGCAUGUUACUUUGGCCAUGAAAAGGUUGUCAAAUGUCUUAUAAACCACGGUGCUGACAUCAACCUGUCUGGUGAGGUCGGUGAUGUGCCCCUUCAUUUGACCUGUGUCAAAGGUCACCAGAGCAUCACAGAGCUUCUGGUCAAAGGUCGUCGCAAUAACAAGGCUGAUGUGAAUGCUCAAGACAAUGAGCAGCAUAUGCCGCUCCACUUCAGUUGCCGAGCAGGUCACCUGACCACAGUCGAUUAUCUUCUUCAGCCUAACCUAGGCACCAAAGCCCAUGAAGUUAAUAUAUACGGGGAUACACCCUUACACCUAGCAUGCUACACAGGGAGACUGGAUAUUGUCAAGUCAUUAAUCACAAAGACAGGACCUACCAGUCUGCUGGUGGAGAAUAUAUUUAGUGAAGCACCUCUACACAGCGCAUGUACGUACGGCAAGAAUAUAGAGCUUGUGAAGUAUCUGUUGAGUCAGGAAGGUGUGAACAUCAACACGCAAGGCAGAGACGGACACACAGCUCUUCACAGUGCCUGUUACCAUGGGCACUACCAUUUAGUCCAGCUUCUAUUAGACCAAGGGGCAGACAUGAAUCUAGUCGCUACGGAGCAGAAUGGGGACUCUGAGAAAGACCAGGAACAGACCUGCUUAGUCUGGGCUUACCAAAGAGGUCAUGAUGCCAUUGUGACGUUACUGAAGCAUCACAAAAGACCCCAAGAUGAGUCUGCUUGUGGAGACUACUCACAGCCAGGUGGAGAUGGUUCCUAUGUGUCUGUUCCAUCUCCCUUGGGCAGACUACGAUGUAUUACAAAAGAGAAAAUAAAUGUGUUACAACUGAGAGCAUCGCUACCCAAGAACUUUCAUCUGGACAUUAAUGAGAUAGAAUUCCUUGAAACAAUUGGGAGUGGAUCCUUUGGGAAUGUGUACAAAGGCUACUGCAGAGGAAAAAUUGUGGCAAUUAAGAGAUAUCGUUCCAGUGCUUUCAGCGCCAAGUCAGAUGUGGAUAUGUUCUGUCGUGAGGUGUCCAUACUAUGCAGACUAGACAGCCCCUAUGUGAUACGCUUUGUUGGAGCUUGUAUAGAGGACCCUAGCCAUUUUGCAAUUGUGACACAGUAUGUGGCAGGGGGCUCUCUGUUUUCGUUGCUUCAUGUUCAAAAGAGAAACAUUGAUCUCCAAUCCAAGAUGACGAUUGCUGUGGAUGUAGCACAUGGCAUGGACUACCUGCACAAUCUGCCACACCCUAUCAUACAUAGAGAUCUAAACAGCCACAAUAUUCUCCUUGAUGAGUUUGGACAUGCCGAAGUAGCAGAUUUUGGUGAAUCCAGAUUCGUCAAGUCCAUGCAUGAAGACAACAUGACCAAACAACCAGGAAAUCUUCGCUGGAUGGCGCCGGAAGUCUUCUCCCAGAACACCCAGUACAGCAUCAAGGCAGACAUCUUCAGCUAUGCCCUCUGCAUAUGGGAGCUUCUCUCAGGAGAGCUUCCCUUUGCUCACCUCAAGCCGGCUGCAGCUGCUGCUGAGAUGGCCUAUCGCAGUACCAGACCACCCAUAGCCAUCACCAUACCCAAGUCCAUCGUCAAUAUCCUGCAGAUGAUGUGGAGUCCGAACCCUGAGGAGAGGCCAACCUUUGCCCAGAUCAUCCCCAUGCUGGAUGACUGUCGCCAAGAGUUCCUGGCCGUAAGCAAAACACUGUCUGGUGUGCUGAGCAUGCUGGAUGCUGAUUGGGCUACUCCAAUAGAUGACAGCGAGGACGGCCUUGAGAUGGGAUACAGUGGACUAGAGCCCUCACCCAGUGACCUGGAGCCAGGUGAACUUCCUGCAGGCAACGUGACAGCUCUAAGAACGCAGUGGGAAAUGUGUGCCAAGUCGCUGAGUGGGGAAAAGAAUGGAAGCAGUGUCUUCCCUGCAACAGAUAAAAAUGGUUAUGUAUCUGAUCCUCUGAGCACCCUACGAGUGAACGAUUCACCCAUACUACCUCAGCAGGAUUGAGCCAACAACAUGGAAGAUAUACAGUAGGCUUGCAGGUGCACCAUGUGAGAGAGAGAGAGAGGAUUGAGGUGUCCUGAAAAGGACAUGGAAGAGGCGUUAAGAUCAAGUGUGUUCUCCUGGAAACCUAGAUAGAAAGGUCACCUACAUGUACAUAGAAAAGUCAGGUAAUAGAUCG